Molecule: messenger RNA, 416 nt
Organism: Micropterus dolomieu (smallmouth bass)
Lineage: Eukaryota; Metazoa; Chordata; Actinopteri; Centrarchiformes; Centrarchidae
Product: retinal cone rhodopsin-sensitive cGMP 3',5'-cyclic phosphodiesterase subunit gamma-like
Exons: 6
Coding region: 1-402 (133 amino acids)
Biological process (GO): positive regulation of G protein-coupled receptor signaling pathway; positive regulation of epidermal growth factor receptor signaling pathway; visual perception
Cellular component (GO): photoreceptor outer segment membrane
Molecular function (GO): cGMP binding; 3',5'-cyclic-nucleotide phosphodiesterase activity
Source: RefSeq, a predicted model, not a curated record
AUGAGGGCGGAACAGUGGUCCAGUGGUUUAGCGCUGUCACCUCACAGCAAGAGGGUCGUGGGUUCGAACCUUGGUCGUGCCAGGCCUUUAUAUGUGGAGUUUGCACAUGACAUGACCCUCCCUUUCAGGCAGCGUCUCUUCGCCGAACCAAACUCCCACCAAACUACAACGCAGCAGCUGCUGGAUGUAGAGAAAGCAGCAGCAGCACCCGGAGGCGGCAAGUCUUCUCCUCCCAAGUCCACGCAGAAGGAGAGCAGGCAGUUCAAGAGCAAGGCUCCCAAAGCUGGACAGAAGGGAUUUGAUGAUGGUCUGGGGAUGGAGGGCGUUGGAGAGGUCAUCUGCCCCUGGGAGGUGUUUGGUGACAUGGAGCUGAAUGAUCUGGCGCAGUUUGGCAUCGUUUAGGCCUUGUGCCAAAU